GGGAAAGUGAAUCAGGUUUUAACAAAAAUGGCUUCCUUAGAAAGUGCUGAAGAUCAGAAACCAUUAUUUAAGAUUGGAAAAUACCCCACGGACGAGGUGCUAAAGUGGCAGCUAAUGCUUAUUCAACAGUGUCCUUGGAAACGCAAUGCUACAGCGGUUAUGCAAUAUAGGAAAGAGCUAGGUCAGUGUUGCAACGCUUCUCGUCUGCUGGUGUUAACCAAGAAAAAUGCACCACUGGGCUCCAUCAUCAGGUUCGAUGGUGACAGCUAUAAAAACAUAACCGUAGAUGCCAGGCUGAGAAAUAUUCUAUUGAAGAGAUUUCCAUUGGCAGGUACCCGGUAUAGCAAAUGUGCUGUCAUUGGCAACGGUGGUAUCCUACAAGGUAGCAGGUGUGGACAAAAAAUUGACCAGGCUGAUUUUGUCAUCAGGUUUAAUCUGCCUCCCUUAAAUACAACUGAAGAUGUGGGAACCAAGACACAUUUAGUGACUAUCAACCCCAGUAUUUUUCAUAUUAGAUUCCAAGACCUGAGGGAUCCUCCAACGGCUUUUAUAGAGGUUCUUCAGGCCUACCAAAAUGCCCUUUUCCUCAUUCCUGCAUUAUCCUUCAAUUAUCACCUUACAAUUGCCUACCGUGCUGUAAACAUCAUGAAGGAUUGUGGCCUGGCCCAUAGGGCAUUCUUCCUCCACCCAUGCUACCUGGCUGCCCUCAAUAAGUAUUGGAAACUGAAAGGGAUGAAAGAAACACGCCUGACCACUGGCUUUAUGUUCACCAGUUUGGCUCUGGAGUUCUGUGACAACAUCUCUCUCUACGGCUUCUGGCCCUUUCCAUAUGACCUGACUGGAAAACCACUCAAUCAUCACUACUAUGACAACGUGUUGCCACAUCCUUCCAUUCAUAACAUGUCUGAAGAGUUCUCCCGUUAUCUCAAUAUGUAUGCCCAGGGUGUCUUGCGCAUACAGCUUGGCAAAUGCCAGUGAGUUUUGGGUAGGGAAGACAGUCCCUACCGAGGAAUAAAU
This is a messenger RNA of Notechis scutatus (mainland tiger snake), 1017 nucleotides long. The record is from RefSeq and is a predicted model, not a curated record. NCBI's taxonomy places the organism in Eukaryota, Metazoa, Chordata, Lepidosauria, Squamata, Elapidae.